Salvia miltiorrhiza (redroot sage) is the source of this 471-nucleotide messenger RNA. Its product is annotated as protein SRC2-like. Bases 1 to 471 code for a protein of 156 amino acids. NCBI's taxonomy places the organism in Eukaryota, Viridiplantae, Streptophyta, Magnoliopsida, Lamiales, Lamiaceae. The record is from RefSeq and is a predicted model, not a curated record. Gene Ontology annotation, biological process: defense response. The transcript has a single exon.
AUGGAGUGCAGAACAUUUGAGAUAACCCUAAUCUCAGCCAACAACCUGGAGAAGCUGACGCGGCUGCUGCGGAUGAAGGUCUACGCCAAGGUGUCGAUCGGCGGCACGACGGAGAUCCACAAGCGGACCCCGACGGACCGGCACGGCGGCUCCAACCCGGCGUGGAACUUCACGGUGAAGUACACCUUGAACGAGCCCAUGGUACAACACUACGCCAACAUGCUGGUCGUCAAGCUCUUCAGCCGGAGGCGCCUCGCCUGCGACCGCUACGUCGGCGAAGUCCACACCUCCCUCAAGGAGCUCUUCGACAUCGCCGCGCCCAACGGCGGCAGCGCCAUCCUCACCUUUCCGGUGCAGAUAGGCAGCAUUAGUUCUCAGGGGGCGGUCAGGUUUUCUUACAGGUUUGGGGAGAAAGUCACCAUUGAUAAGAUGCUCUUAGCUGAGAGAGUUGCAGGCUGGUCGCAGUGUUGA